Molecule: messenger RNA, 2855 nt
Organism: Vitis vinifera (wine grape)
Lineage: Eukaryota; Viridiplantae; Streptophyta; Magnoliopsida; Vitales; Vitaceae
Product: calmodulin-binding protein 60 C
Exons: 9
Coding region: 390-2285 (631 amino acids)
Biological process (GO): regulation of salicylic acid biosynthetic process
Cellular component (GO): nucleus
Molecular function (GO): calmodulin binding; DNA-binding transcription factor activity; sequence-specific DNA binding
Source: RefSeq, a predicted model, not a curated record
AGAGUUAAAAUGAAAGGGGAAAAAAGAAAAGAAGAAAAGAAAACUGAGACGUAAAGUGAGAACGAAAAUUCGUAGAUAUUUCGCUGAAACUUCUCAGAUUCCGCCAACUUUCUAAGAUCAGAAAAAGGGAGUCUGAGAACUGAGUCUCCGUUUGGUUGCUGGGAAAACGAGGUAAAGGAAAAAGGAAAGACAAGAAAAGAAUCUCGGAGCUGAAGUUAGUGCCUUUUGUUGUUGUUUGUUGUUUUUUGGUCUUCUGAAGGUGAAGAGCUCGGUUAGGACUAAGCUUGGGUUCUGGUGGAGGCAAAUUUGUUGUUUCAGAGUUUGAUUUGGUUUACCGUCUUACAUUUUUCUCACUGACCAAACGGGAGGGUUGUUUGGAAGCUCACAAAAUGCAAACUAGGUAUAUGGAGAGAUCCAACAGCCUCGCGAGGGAAAAGAGGGCUUUGGAUCCUUCUUCAACGGAAGAAGGACAGUCUGAUAGGAAACGACCUGCUCUGGCUAGUGUAAUAGUUGAAGCUCUGAAGGUGGAUAGUCUGCAGAAACUUUGCUCAUCAUUGGAACCUAUUCUUCGGAGAGUUGUCAGUGAAGAGGUGGAGCGUGCUUUGGCAAAGUUAGGCCCAGCUAAACUUACUGGGAGGUCAUCUCCAAAAAGGAUAGAAGGGCCUGAUGGAAGAAACUUACAGCUGCAGUUCAGGUCCAGGUUAUCUCUCCCUCUCUUUACUGGAGGGAAAGUAGAAGGGGAGCAGGGUACAACAAUCCAUAUUGUCCUGCUUGAUGCAAGCACUGGGCAUGUUGUAACAUCAGGUCCAGAGUCCUCAGUAAAACUAGAUGUUGUUGUACUUGAAGGUGAUUUCAACAAUGAAGAUGAUGAUGGCUGGAAUCAAGAAGAAUUUGAGAGUCACGUGGUGAAAGAGCGUGAAGGAAAGAGGCCACUUCUGACUGGUGAUUUGCAAGUAACCCUGAAGGAAGGUGUAGGGACGCUAGGAGAGCUGACAUUUACUGACAACUCAAGCUGGAUAAGGAGCAGGAAGUUCAGGCUAGGGCUGAAGGUUGCCUCAGGCUAUUGUGAGGGCAUGCGUAUUCGUGAAGCAAAAACAGAUGCCUUCACUGUUAAGGAUCACAGAGGGGAAUUAUACAAGAAGCACUACCCUCCUGCAUUGAAUGAUGAAGUUUGGCGAUUGGAGAAGAUUGGCAAAGAUGGGUCAUUCCACAAGAGGUUGAAUAAAGCUGGAAUAUUCACUGUUGAGGACUUCCUACGACUUGUAGUUAGAGAUUCACAAAGAUUACGGAAUAUUCUUGGAAGUGGCAUGUCAAAUAAGAUGUGGGAUGUUCUUGUGGAGCAUGCAAAAACUUGUGUUCUAAGUGGGAAACUUUAUGUUUACUAUCCUGAUGAUGUGAGGAGCGUAGGCGUUGUGUUCAACAAUAUCUAUGAGUUGAGCGGCUUAAUAGCAGGUGGACAAUAUCACUCAGCUGAUUCUCUUACUGACAAUCAGAAGGUCUUUGUGGAUACCUUGGUGAAGAAGGCAUAUGACAAUUGGAUUAGUGUUGUAGAGUAUGAUGGCAAGUCUCUUUUAAACUUUAACCAAAGUAAGAGCUCAGGUUCUUCUCAGACUGAAGUUGCGAUGGGCCCACAAGACUAUCCUAACUCCUUUGACCAUCAGCUCACUUUACCAAGCUUGCCGGUUUCAGUUCCACCACAGCAGCCUUCUGUGGGUCCAAGCAUAACGGUUGGAGGGUAUAAUGAUAAUAUGCCCACCAGAUACCCAAUACAGUCGCAGAACGUAAAUCUCAAUGCUCCUAUGCAGUUUGAUGGCACCUCAUUCCCUCUCCAGAAUCAGUUGAUUGGCAAUCCACACCAAGUGCAACUUCCAAGUAAUGAAAGCAUGCUUGCCCUUGGUCCCCCGCCAGCAACCACACCAGGCUUCCAAUCUGUUGGGACUUCAAAUCUUAAUUAUAGAGUUGAUGACUUCUUCCCAGAGGAUGAGAUUCGCAUGAGAAGUCAUGAGAUGCUUGAAAAUGAUGAUAUGCAGCACCUGCUUCGUAUCUUCAACAUGGGCAAUCAUGGUCAUGCCUCUGCAAAUGUUACUGAUGAUGGGUAUCCUUAUUCAUCAGCAUACAUGCCCACUUCAUCUACAGGUUAUGGCUUUGAUGAAGAUCGAAGCCGUUCGUCAGGCAAAGCUGUUGUAGGGUGGCUGAAGCUCAAGGCAGCACUGAGAUGGGGCAUCUUCGUUAGGAAGAAGGCUGCUGAAAGACGGGCUCAACUUGUUGAGUUGGAUGAACCAUAAAUUAGCUAGUGAGACAAGCUGUUUUCAACUCCUGUUUUAUUCCCUGCUUCUGAUUCCUGUCCUGCUGAAGUUCUCAGCGUGAGCAAAGACUGAUCUUGGGACUUGAAUUGAUGCUCGGGGGCGUGGGUCCUUGGACUGCUAAUUGGUGGAGUCAUCAUAACAACGUGACAUCUAGGAACCUCUUUGCUUGCACAGUUCUUGCCUGUACAGUAAGCUUGUUUCACACCUCGAUAACUUUACUAAAUUGUGUUCUGUUUAUCAAGAUCAUAUUCUAUGCCCGUCAUUAUUGGCUGCAAGAUCUGAAUAACCAUCGGGUUUGAGUUGAAGCAGCUGAAAAUGCUGGUGACACAACUGUGAUUUCAGAGGGAAUCUUUCUCAAGGCCAGGAAAUUUAGCAAGUUAUUUAUUUCUUCUUUCCUUUUUUCUUUCUUUGGUUUUUCAGACUUAAAUUUGAGAGUGGAGGAGUUGAAGUGGCAGGUAGGUUUGUCACUUUCAUAGUGGCUAAUGUGUUAUUGUGGUUACUGUUUGAUGUUAGUUGAGAUCCAACACAAUAAAAUGUGCUUUUAUUUUA